Molecule: messenger RNA, 933 nt
Organism: Dama dama (fallow deer)
Lineage: Eukaryota; Metazoa; Chordata; Mammalia; Artiodactyla; Cervidae
Product: olfactory receptor 2A12-like
Exons: 1
Coding region: 1-933 (310 amino acids)
Biological process (GO): G protein-coupled receptor signaling pathway
Cellular component (GO): membrane
Molecular function (GO): G protein-coupled receptor activity; olfactory receptor activity
Source: RefSeq, a predicted model, not a curated record
AUGGGAAGCAACCAGACAUGGAUCACAGAAGUCACCCUCCUGGGAUUCGAGGUCGAUUCAGCACUGGAGUUUUUCCUCUUUGGUCUUUUCUCUCUCUUCUACACCCUUACCCUUCUGGGGAAUGCAGUCAUCCUGGGGCUUAUCUGCUUAGACUCAAGACUUCACACCCCCAUGUACUUCUUCCUCUCACAGUUGGCCAUCAUCGACAUAUCCUAUGCCUCCAACAGUGUCCCCAAGAUGCUGGCAAAUCUUGUGAGUCAGAAAAGAACCAUCUCCUUUGUUCCUUGCAUCAUGCAGACAUUUUUAUACCUGGCUUUUGCUGCCACAGAGUGCCUGAUUUUGGUGGUGAUGUCCUAUGACAGGUACGUGGCCAUCUGCCACCCCCUGCAUUACACUUUCAUCAUGAGCUGGAGAGUGUGCUCUGUCUCGGCCAUCACAUCCUGGGUCUUAAGCUUCCUCUUGGCUCUGGUCCAUUUAGUUCUCUUUCUGAGACUGCCCUUCUGUGGGCCUCACGAAAUCAACCAGUUCUUCUGUGAAAUCCUGUCUGUCCUCAAGCUGGCCUGUGCUGACACCAGGCUGAACCAAGCGGUCAUCUUUGCUGCUUCCGUGUUGGUUUUGGUCGGGCCACUCUGCCUGGUGCUGCUCUCCUACGCGCGCAUCCUGGCCACCAUCCUGAGGACCCGGUCAGGUGAGGGCCACGGAAAGGCCUUCUCUACCUGCUCCUCCCACCUCUGCGUGGUCGGGCUCUUCUUUGGCAGUGCCAUCGUCAUGUACAUGGCCCCCAAGUCCCGCCACCCUGAGGAGCAGCGGAAGAUCCUUUCCCUGUUUUACAGUCUUUUCAACCCCAUGCUGAACCCGCUGAUCUACAGCCUGAGGAACAAAGAGGUCAAGGGUGCCCUGAGGAGAGUGCUGUGGAAGGACAGGCUAAUGUGA